AUGGAUGCUCGCCGACGUAUUCCGGCUGGAAGCGAUUACAAUGAAGCUCGCAAAAAUCACAGGGAGAGACUACGUGCUAGCCUAAAGAAGGACCGCGAAACCUGGUGGUCUCAUCGUGCCUCUGAGAUGGAAACAGCCGCUGCCAUUGGUAACCAUCGUAAGCUAUACCGGCUGAUACGGGAAGCAGGUAGCAGGAGACCUGGUGUUAGCGAGACCAUACGCGAGGAGAGUGGGCAGCCGAUCCGCAGCCUGUCAAAACGCUUGGAGCGUUGGGCUGAACACUUUGCUAUGCAAUUUAACCAACCUGAGUUAUCGCUUUCUUCGGGCAUUGAGCGCCCUUCUCCUUGGGCCGUCUCCUUGGAUCCGCCCUCACGCGCAGAAGUCGAACGUGAGAUCAAGCUGUUGAAUUUACAUAAGGCCGCAGGAGCAGAUAGAAUUCCUCCAGCCCUCUUCAAAUUUGGAGGACCUGCUCUAGUAGAUGAUCUGCACGAGUUGCUAGUAAAACUUUGGGAGCAGGAGACAGUCCCGACAGACUGGAACCGCUCCGUCAUUGUCCCAAUUUUCAAGGGAGGCUCCCGUUUAGAAUGUGGCAAUCAUAGAGGGAUCAGUCUGAUUUCGAUUGCCUCUAAAUUGCUUGCCUCUGUCAUUCUCCACAGACUGACUGGCACUCGUGAAAGUCAAAUUCGUGAAGAGCAAGCCGGAUUUCGUCGAGGUCGGGGCUGCAUCGACCACAUCUUCACAUUGCGUCAAGUGUUGGAGCACCGCCAUGUUUAUUGGCGACUCACCGUUGUCGUGUUUCUUGACAUCAAAGGUGCCUUCGACUCAGUCGAUCGAUGUGCCCUUUGGGACUGUCUGCUGAGGAAAGGUGUGCCUGAUAAAUAUGUAGACAUUAUCAAAGCGCUGCACGCACAUAGUUCGGGCAGGGUGAGGGUUUAUGACAAACUGUCGCCACCCUUCAGUAUCACCAGCGGUGUGAGACAAGGAUGCCCGCUGUCACCUUUCCUCUUCAACUUCGCUGUUGAUGAAGUCAUAGAAACAGCGUUCGCUGGACACGACCUAUAA
Molecule: messenger RNA, 1062 nt
Organism: Dicrocoelium dendriticum
Lineage: Eukaryota; Metazoa; Platyhelminthes; Trematoda; Plagiorchiida; Dicrocoeliidae
Source: the annotation of a GenBank genome assembly